ACGCCCCAGUGGUCAAGGUUGGUUGAGAAGGCGUCAGUGUGUUUAGUUUGUGCAGUCGAACCUGGAGCAGUGACAGAUGAAUUGUCGAAAAUAGAGGAAAAGCGAACGCGGGCAACUCUCCCGUGCACAAAAUAAAAACAUGUUUCCUAAAGGCAAAAGCUCCGUCGUGCCAUCGGAUGGUCAAGCUCGGGAAAAGUUAGCUUUGUAUGUGUAUGAGUAUUUGUUACACAUUGGUGCUCAGAAGUCAGCACAGACUUUCCUGUCAGAAAUCCGAUGGGAAAAGAACAUCACACUGGGAGACCCUCCGGGGUUCCUACAUUCCUGGUGGUGUGUCUUUUGGGACCUCUACUGUGCAGCUCCUGAGAGGAGAGACACGUGCGAACAUUCAAGCGAGGCCAAGGCUUUCCACGACUAUAGUGCCGCAGCAGCCCCCAGUCCUGUUCUUGGGAACAUGCCACCAGGAGAUGGCAUGCCUGGUGGACCCAUGCCCCCUGGAUUCUUCCAGGGCCCUCCCGGCUCCCAGGCCUCCCCUCACGCUCCUCCUCCCCCUAACAGCAUGAUGGGACCCCACGGUCAGCCUUUCAUGUCACCUCGCUUUGGUGGGGGACCACGACCCCCCAUCAGAAUGGGAAAUCAGCCCCCCGGUGGUGUUCCAGCCGCCCAGCCAAUGCUACCAAACAUGGAUCCUAGACUACAGGGACCGAUGCAGCGGAUGAAUGUUCCUAGAGGAAUGGGUCCCAUGGGCCCCGGCCCCCAGGGUUUUGGAGGAGGGAUGAGACCACCACACAACUCAAUGGGUCCUGGCAUGCCUGGAGUGAACAUGGGCCCUGGAAAUGGCAGACCACCAUGGCCAAAUCCAAAUGCCAACAAUAUGCCAUAUUCAUCACCAUCUCCUGGUGCCUAUGGGGGUCCACAAGGAGGGGGGCCUCCAGGAACACCUGGAAUUGUUCCUAGUCCAGCAGACUCCAACAACUCCAGUGAAAACCUGUACACCAUGAUCAACUCAGGAGGUGGAGGCCGCAACAGUUUUCCCAUAGGUCCAGGUUCUGAGGGACCCUUAGGGGCCAUGGCAGGAAUGGACCCCAUGCAUAUGAACGGAGGUUCAGGAGACCUGGAUGGACUUCCAAAAAAUUCUCCUAACAACAUGAGUGGCAUGAGCAAUCCUCCCGGGACUCCUAGAGAUGAAGAUGUAGGAGGCAGCUACCUUCACUCCUUCCAGAAUGAGAAUCAGUAUUCUCCUUCCAUGACCAUGAGCGUCUGAUGCCAGUCUGUUUGCUCCAUUCUGGAAACUCACAGUUGGCCAUCGAUGACAUAGACAGAGUACAUGUACAGGAAAUGGAAUUGGGUGGGACUGUCCUGCGUCCUCACAAGUGGUCUCAUGCAAUAUCAGAACGAUUUUUGUUGUUACUUUCUAUUUUUGUUUUGUUUUUAAUGGCUAGCAAACCUUUUCUCCUCUCUCAGAUCGGAAGAUCUACGUGUGACUCAGUGCUCCUGGAUUUUUAGUUUUCUUGCUCCCCUCAGAGGCCAUCUCUCAUCAAGAAGAAAAGUAUGAUUACUGCUGACUUAAUCGCUGGAUGUGUGUACAUUUUGUGCCGAAGAGGAAUAAUCGCAGUUCGCUCUUUCUCGAAAUCCAACAUCCAUGUCAAACUUCAGCAUGGUUUACACGUACGAAACUUGCUCCGACUUUUUGACACUGAACUCUCAUACGUGGCCUUGAAUUCUGUGAAUAUUUUAUUGCCUUUCAAUGACCUGUUUUUAUUUUUCUCCAGUGAAAUGCGUCAAGCGGUGAGAGAAUUCUGUCUUUUCUGAACGGGGAAAGACUCGCAGUUGUAUUUUACUUGUACACCGUCAUUUUUGUCUUCAAGCAUUAUAAGCAGCUGCUUUUAAGGAAUAACUGCAUUGACGGGUUCCGUCAUGAAGAUGACUUUGUUUGUUUUCUGCACUGAUUUCAUGUUCUCUUAUUUUACUGAAAUUUAACUGCUGUCUCAAUCUUUGGUGAAAGACUGAAUGAUUCGCUGAUCCUCUCAGAUGCUGACCCUGACAAACAUACUACCUAUGAGACCUUCUCAGAGCUCCUCAGGCGACUGACUGGAUUACACGUCUGGAUGGGUCUCCCUGCAAAAAGUUCAGCCAUUGUUGGGUUUCAUUGACAUGAUGAAUUUGUGAUGGUUAAAGACUCCCAUGUCAUGUUUUUCUUUAUAUAUAUAUAUAUAUAUAUAUAUAUAUAUAUAUAAAAUUCCCUCCCACGUGACUUGUUUUAGCUCUGAAAUGGUUUGAUGUUGGUUCAAAGGUAUCAUCCUGUAAGGAUGUUGCUUUUGUAAGCCAGACUCUAGUGUGUUUGAAUUUGUUGUAUUUGGUUUCAUUUGAGCGACAUCAAAGUCAUUCUACAGUUAGAAUGGUAACUUAUUGUAUUUAUACAGACAUUUGGUCAUUGUUUUACAUUUUAGUAGCUGUUUUGCACUGCUCUUGUUAGCUUGUGCAUCAUACUUUUAACUGUGGGCUGAAUAGGCUUUUUUUCUAUGUUGACUACUAAAUUAUUUGGCUCCUUUGAGGAUUUUCGUCUUGUUUUUCAGUCAUUCAUACCAAUUCAAACAGGAAAGCAGCGUUUCAGCCUACCUUUGGUUUCCAGUGAAUCGCUUUUUAAGAGAAAAGGGAAAGCUCAAUGUGAAAUGAUUUUAACUUUGGAAAAAUGAUGUAAAGCUGUUGAUGUUCCCCAACUUCUUUUAGGGUAGCAUCUCUCCAGAGGGCCAAGAUCCAGCCAUUUGAAUUCCAUGUAAAUCAUUCUCUUUAAAUCAGUGAACCAGUUUCGAUGUAAGAUAAAGUUGUUCCCAAAUUGU
This is a messenger RNA of Carassius auratus (goldfish), 2837 nucleotides long. It is a transcript of the gene ssbp3b, whose product is annotated as single stranded DNA binding protein 3b. Bases 140 to 1261 code for a protein of 373 amino acids. Lineage: Eukaryota; Metazoa; Chordata; Actinopteri; Cypriniformes; Cyprinidae. The transcript is spliced from 17 exons. Gene Ontology annotation, cellular component: nucleus. Gene Ontology annotation, biological process: positive regulation of transcription by RNA polymerase II. Gene Ontology annotation, molecular function: single-stranded DNA binding; protein binding. The record is from RefSeq and is a predicted model, not a curated record.